Molecule: messenger RNA, 1662 nt
Organism: Arachis stenosperma
Lineage: Eukaryota; Viridiplantae; Streptophyta; Magnoliopsida; Fabales; Fabaceae
Product: UDP-glucuronic acid decarboxylase 1-like
Exons: 7
Coding region: 1-1296 (431 amino acids)
Biological process (GO): D-xylose metabolic process
Cellular component (GO): cytoplasm
Molecular function (GO): UDP-glucuronate decarboxylase activity; NAD+ binding
Source: RefSeq, a predicted model, not a curated record
AUGAAGCCAAAGCUGAAUCACAGGCUGGAGAUGCCGAAUAGUAAUAACAAUAAUUCAAACCAAUAUGGCCCUUACUCACCAAAACUCCCAAAACACAAUAGAUCCCUACCAAGAUCCAUUAACUACCUUCUAAGAGAACAGCGCCUACUCUUCACCCUCAUCGGAAUCCUAAUCGGCUCGACCUUCUUCAUAAUCCAGCCCAUCCUCUCCAGAAUUGGGCCUUCCGAGGCCCAUCCGUACACCCGGAGCGGGUUCACCACCCGCCACGACCUCCGCGGCGUCGGGCUCGAGAGAAGGAGCGCGGUUGCUGGGCGGGUUCCGGCGGCGAUUGGCGCCAGGAGGCUGAGGGUGGUGGUUACCGGUGGGGCUGGGUUCGUUGGGAGCCAUCUGGUUGAUAAGCUUAUUGGGAGAGGGAAUGAGGUGAUUGUGGUGGAUAAUUUUUUCACCGGGAGGAAGGACAAUUUGGUACAUUUGCUUGGAAACCCUAGGUUUGAGCUGAUUCGACACGACGUCGUUGAGCCUAUACUGUUGGAGGUGGAUCAGAUCUAUCACCUUGCUUGUCCUGCUUCCCCUGUUCAUUACAAGUAUAACCCUGUCAAGACUAUCAUAUCAAAUGUGAUGGGUACACUUAAUAUGCUGGGCCUUGCAAAGAGGAUUGGGGCCAGGUUUCUGCUUACUAGUACUAGUGAGGUUUACGGUGAUCCGCUGGAGCAUCCCCAGAAAGAGACCUACUGGGGAAAUGUGAAUCCAAUAGGCGAGAGGAGCUGUUAUGAUGAAGGAAAGCGCACUGCGGAGACCUUAACAAUGGAUUAUCAUCGAGGUGAUGGUGUUGAGGUUCGAAUUGCUCGUAUUUUCAACACAUAUGGACCUCGUAUGUGUUUAGAUGAUGGUCGUGUAGUUAGCAAUUUUGUUGCACAGGUUAUUCGCAAACAACCAAUGACUGUAUAUGGUGAUGGGAAGCAAACAAGAAGUUUUCAAUAUGUCUCUGAUUUGGUUAACGGAUUGGUGGCCUUGAUGGAUGGUGAACAUGUGGGACCUUUCAACCUGGGUAACCCAGGGGAGUUCACCAUGUUAGAGCUUGCUGAGGUUGUGAAAGCAACAAUUGAUCCAAGUGCUACAAUAGAAUUCAGACCAAAUACUGCUGAUGAUCCACAUAUGAGGAAGCCAGAUAUAAGCAAAGCAAAGGAGCUCUUGAACUGGGAGCCUAAAGUCCCUCUCAAAGAAGGGUUGCCUCUUAUGGUCAACGAUUUCCGCAAUCGGAUCCUAAACGAAGACGAAGGAAAAGGGAUGAAAUAAGCAUAGUAGACUAGUAUCAAAACCUUUUAUGUAUGCAUGUAUGUAUGUAUGUAUGUACAACAGUAUAAGGAGAAGAGCUUGUUUGCACUUCAGUUCUCAUUUUCAUCGUUCCAGUCAUCCACAGUCAAAACCAACAGAAAGUUCUGGUAAGACUUCACUUCUGUAAGGAGAUACGUUUACUUUAAUUUUUUCAUUUAAGUGUUUAUGCUUUGCAUAGCAUAUAAAAUAGAUGUAUUUAUUAAAUUUUGACACAAUUCUUUUCAGAAGUCUUUGUCUAUUGUAUUGAUUAAUUAGUAAUUACAAAUAUUGUAAUACUUGAUACUUUCAUGCUGGUAAUCUCAUGAGAAUGGAAGUAGUUUUUAGAAA